This is a messenger RNA of Batrachochytrium dendrobatidis JAM81, 3066 nucleotides long. RefSeq lists its product as uncharacterized. The coding region runs from base 1 to 3066 and encodes 1021 amino acids. The record is from RefSeq and is a predicted model, not a curated record. Gene Ontology annotation, biological process: proteolysis; protein desumoylation. Gene Ontology annotation, molecular function: SUMO-specific endopeptidase activity. Gene Ontology annotation, cellular component: nucleus; cytoplasm. The transcript is spliced from 13 exons. NCBI's taxonomy places the organism in Eukaryota, Fungi, Chytridiomycota, Chytridiomycetes, Rhizophydiales.
AUGGUUUCUAAAACACCCAUGACAGAUGAUAACAAACCAAAGGGAAUUCCAAUUCGAGUACCUGGAUCUUCAAGUGGACCAGUCGUUCAGAUUCCGGUAAAAUCAAAAAACAUCUACAAGUCUAAUCCAAGUGUUUCUUCACCAUAUUUCCGUAAUAACACUGAAGGACGGGCUGCCAAAGCAUCCACAUUGAAACCAGCUAUAGGAAUAAAACAAUCGCCGGAGUUUCGUUUCUCAGAAAAAACUCGUGCGCAUAGAAUACUCGGCCAAUUUACAUCUCAAUAUAAAGACAUGCAACUAUCCGCACCUAAUCACACCACAUCUACAUCUAGGGGAUCAAUCGUGUCAUUUGGUAAACAUCAAUCUGAAUCGCGUAAACCUAAUCAAACCUUUGUUACAAUCGAUCCUCUACAAGACGAUAUUAUUGCCGAGUCUUCUCCAAACGACUCAUGCUAUGAGCUGGAUGUAUAUGAUUCAAAAUAUAAAUCAAAACAACUUCAAAUGGACACAUCCAAACCUACUGUUGCCAACAGUGCUCAUCGGGCUGUUCAUACAGAUUCUACCAGAGUGGUUGUGGAAAAUGGAAUGAUUUGUUUGUCUCAAUCAUUGGAUUCCGACAUGGACAGUCGACUAAAAACUACGCGAAAGCAAGAUAAUAGUUUGGCAUAUGUUUCCAUAAACAAUACCAACUGUGCUAAAAGAUUAAAAGAAAGUGUCGUUGCUAGUCUCAAGCCAAAACCUGGUACUUCUACUACUGGCAUUGAGUCGGCUUGUUUGGGACAAAAGCUGAGCGUGUCCAUUCGAAAAAACCAGAUAUUUAAGCGCGGAGUUCAAGAAUCUUGUUGGACCAAUGUCAGGCUAUGCAUUGAUUUGAAUGAAGAUUCCGUCAGUCUAAAAUCCAAAGGCAAUAUUUUCAUGUCUUUUUCUAGAAGCAAUAUCGAAAGUUUUCAAUGGGGAAUCAUAAAAUCACGGUUUUUUCUAUCCUUGUCUGCUCGAAUCAUGAUCAACAGCAAUUAUAUCCAGUUUCAUUUCGAAGUUGCUGAAAACAAAUCAAGCUUCCAAUUAUUUAUCAAUUCGGUCAAAAAAUACUAUUUUAAAGAGUUUAAAGAAAUGUCGCCAACAAGCCUUCAGGUAGCAGCCUGUUUAAUACUAGGCGGAGAAGUCAAUCAAUCGUUAGACUCGCAAGAGACCCUCAUGACCCAGAGUACGGCUUUAACCCUAACGAAUGACAUGAAUUCACAAACGAUCCGACCAGAGUUAUCUGAUACAGGCAUAUUAAAACGAUUAUCUAAUAGCGCUUUACCUAAUCUUUUUUCACUCAGUCCCAAACCAACGAGCACGUUUAAUUCGGUACCAACUGAUAACAACACGGAUUCAAAAACCGCUGUUGCUCAAAAUGAUUGGCAUACCUCCAAGACUGUUGAGCGAGAUGAAGGCACAGAGCUUUUUGUAUAUCCAUUCGAAGAACACUUUACUGUAUCCAUCAAAGACACGGACCAUGAUCGGUUAAAAGAAGGAGUGUUUUUAAAUGAUAGCGUCAUUGAAUUUUAUCUAAAAUACCUUCAACAACAGCCCAAUUCAGGUCUUGAUCCUAAACAUGUUCAUAUUUAUAGCACAUUUUUCUACCAGACGCUUACCCAUAGCGUGGCGAGCAGUAGCCGAUUAAGCCGCGAUACGGCACUAGAUAUAGGCUAUGAUCGUGUCAAGUCUUGGACGUCAAAAACAAAUAUUUUUGAAAAAAAGUUUUUAGUUAUACCCAUCAAUGAAGCAUAUCAUUGGUAUCUUGCUAUUGUAUAUAAUCCUGGAGCGUUACUCUGUCCACAGAAACCACUACCACGACCAACUGUAUUGCAUAAAUCUGGUCAAGCUCUUUCAAAAUCUCGAAAUUUGUAUGAAGCAUCAAACCGUCCACCGCAAGUGCUGCGCCGAUCGACGAUCGAGUCUAAAGAAAUUGACGCACAUGAUUUUUUUGACAUGACUACAAAGAGCUCAAGAAAGUCACCACGUCAAGUAUCUCCAAUGAAAUUACUUACUAGGCAAGAGAAGAAUCAAGUGAUUGUAUUAGAUGAAGAAACUAGACAUAUUGUCCCACACAGCUUACAGCACACUCGAAUGAAGGUCGACAACGAUGAGGACUCUGUUGUACGCGAUACCACUGGUAAAAAUGAAUCGAGGGACGCAGUUGAGAUCUGUUUGGGGCAUGAUAUAGACAAUGCUCAGAGUUCACCGUCACAUACUAUGGAAACAUCUACGCUUUUAUCAUUGAAAAAACCCAACAGUAGAUCUGUUUUGUCUGCAGCGAUGCUGGCCGAGUAUGCAGAACCCCAAGCGGCUAUAGCAGAAGACUGUUUAUACUCUGACUCGAUGCAUCAGGAAAGCCAUCAGCAAAAAGGGAUUGCCUCUAGUAUACCACACGAAGUCUCUAGUGAUGAUUCUGAUGAGCCUGUGCUUCAAACUUCCGUUAUACUGAAACGAAAAAUUGCCAGCCCUGUGCGUCCUUUAGAAGUACAGGCAGAAAAAUUAGACGGGCCGUUGGCUCAAUGUCAUAUCAUAGUGAUGAACUCGUUAGGGGGUUCACAUCCAGUCACCAUGUCCUCAAUCAAGAGAUACUUGAUUCUUGAAGCCAAGUCGCGGCAUGGUGUAGAUGUGUCUCGCGAUGCCAUUCGUGGGAUCAAUGCUCGUGUGCCUGAACAGCCCAACUUUUGCGACUGCGGUGUCUACGUUCUUGAAUAUGUACAACGAUUUUUUGAAAACUCGGAUCGAAUGUUGGAUUUAAUUCUAAGCAAGACUCAUGAGAGUAGGGAAGAAACACGCAAGUGGUUUACAAUCAAGGAUAUACAGACGAAACGGAUAGAUAUUUCAAAGAUCAUUGGGUCAUUGGCUGAAGAGUAUGGUAAGACGGACAUGGCAAUCAAAAGAAAAGCAUCCCGGGCAGCACAACAACGGACGAGCGGAGUAAAGAGUGCGAUGGGUGAUGGAUAUGCUCUAGGUGGUUCGGAAAGCGUUCAUCUUGAUGAGGACGAUGAUGUAUUGAUUGUAGACGGACCCUCUUGCACGAAUAAAUAA